This is a messenger RNA of Manduca sexta (tobacco hornworm), 785 nucleotides long. Its product is annotated as MOXD1 homolog 1-like. Gene Ontology annotation, molecular function: copper ion binding; dopamine beta-monooxygenase activity. Gene Ontology annotation, cellular component: secretory granule membrane. Gene Ontology annotation, biological process: norepinephrine biosynthetic process; dopamine catabolic process; octopamine biosynthetic process. The annotation marks the transcript as partial. The transcript is spliced from 5 exons. Lineage: Eukaryota; Metazoa; Arthropoda; Insecta; Lepidoptera; Sphingidae. The record is from RefSeq and is a predicted model, not a curated record.
GAGAACUCAUACGACGCGCGCUACCAACAGUCGCGCAUCGUGCCCGGCGGCAGGAAGUUCCUGAGGGGCGACACGCUCAUCACCGAGUGUACGUACGACAGUACAUCGCGAGACAAACCUAUACUUGGAGGAUAUUCUGCACAACAGGUUCGAAAUGUGCCCUCAGCUUCAUACUGUACUACCCGCGCACGGAGCUGGCCGGCUGCUACCCAUGACGCCCGUCAAGGAGUUCUUCGAGACCUUCGGCGUGAAGGAGUUCUCCAAAUUGAGUUUCAUGCAAGUGGAGAAUAUAUUUUUAUCAUCAGGAAAUUUCGAGAACUUACCGCCUCAACCGGAUUUCACAAUGAAAACGAAAGAGACAGAAGGUACAUCGAAGAUGGCGCUGUGCAGGGCGACGAUCAGGGCGUUAGCUUACUGAAGGAUCUGAUAAUUUGGGAGCCAUUGGAGUUCCGCAACAAGUCGUUCAUGGCGCAUCUGAACGAGAUGCCGUGGGCGGAGCAUUUGUUGACGGAACAGAUCGAGAAAUCACUGUACAAGGGCAUGCACAUGACCUUCUGCAAGAAACGAGACGAUAGUUGGGGCGUGCCGAUACAAAUACAAAACUAUCCAAACUUCACCGAAGUGAUGGACAACGACACAUCAGAGAAAUCGUGCCACUACAAAAGCGUUAACUUACCCUCAUCUGUAACGAAGUCGACUACAGGUCUCGGCUCAACGAAAACCAUCAGUUCCCUCCUUCUGGCUGCAUGCGCAAUAAUCAUGAUCGCACGGUAAUGAUAAAAUUU